ACUGACUCCUGCAAGACUUUGCAUCUUCCUUCAAAGGAUCCAGGCAGGCUCCCACGAAGAGUGAGGACUAUGAUUUCCCAACAUCUUUUCACGUUAUAGAAUCCUUUCUUUCCUUUUCCUUCUACUUCAGGAUUUUUAAUACUCCGUUAUCAGCUAUCCUAAAAAGUUGUUUCGCUUCUUUCGUGUUCUCUUUUUCUUUCUGUCCCUCUCUGAAAAUAGACGUUUCUCCUGCCGAUGGGAACAAACCCUGUUGAAUCUCAUCUUAGCUCUCUCAUUCACCCAGCUUGGUGCCCAAUCUUUUGUUUUCUAUGUCCAAUAUAAGUGGUUUCUAUAUUUUGGUGCUCUCUGUAUUAGCCUCUUUUGGGUGGAAUCUUGUGGAUCUCGUUUCUCCAAUGGGUUCUGCUUAGUUUGUCGGAGUAUUGCAGUGCUCAUUUGCAUUUCUUAUAUGUUUUCUUGUUCGAUUUGUAUCAAUUAGAGUUGCUUCAAACAUCUGGUACUGUGGUAGAUUGCAUAGAUGGCUAUAGCUCGUAUAGUUCGCCAAGGCAAACGCCCUUAUGGGUUAUGUGUAAAAAUGACGGCUGUGACCAUGUUGGGCCUUUGUUUUAUCUUUGUGUGGUCAGUUUUUACUUCUCCCUCCUCCUCCGUAACCACUCAAAGGGAAAGCUUUGACGACAUUGCUGAGCCCGUGUCUGCUAACAUGAGGGAAAAGAAUUCUGGGGUUCAAACAAAGAAGAUAAAACCAGAAAAGCGGGAAUCGUUGGGAGAUGAAUUUCAGGGAGACGAGAAGAAUAGGAAAAAGCUGAAUGAAUCAGCUUCGGUGUCUAUUAAACACCGAGAACCUAAGCAAAGAAACAGGAAGGCGGGGACACAUAACCAGAAAAAGGAGCAUAAGGAAAUUAAAGAGAGCCAGAGUCAAGAGUCUGGGGAUUCUGAUGGUGCAGAAUCAGAGGAGGACAAGGAAGAAGAGGGGGAUGGUCAUGAAAUAGAAGGUGAAGAACAAGGAUUAGAUCGGGAAAGUGAAAUGGAUGUGGAUACAGAUGGUGGCACCGAGUUAGCUGAGUCGGCGGAUCAGGACUCUGAGGCGAUGGAGGAUGGAAGUGUGGAGUCAAAAAAACCAACCAAGAGGAAGAUUAAAGGACCGUUGUUUAAUCCAAAAGCCACUUAUAAAUGGAAAUUAUGCAGCACUAGAAGCAAGCAUAACUACCUUCCAUGUAUAGAUAUUGAAGGUAGUUCUGGAAAGCUACAGAGCUAUCGCCAUACAGAGAGGAGUUGUCCAAGAACGCCACUAAUGUGUUUGGUUCCUCUUCCUCAUGAAGGAUAUGGCUCUCCCGUCCCAUGGCCUGAGAGCAAGUCGAAGAUAUUGUACAAGAAUGUGGCACACCCAAAGUUAGCGGCAUACAUCAAAAAACAUAAUUGGCUGGUGGAGUCAGGAGAAUAUCUUACAUUUCCACAAAACCAGUCUGAAUUUAAGGGCGGGAUUCUCCAUUAUCUUGAGUCCAUUGAAGAGAUGGUACCAGACAUUGAGUGGGGGAAAAAUGUUCGUGUUGUUCUGGACAUUGGAUGUACUGAUCUGAGUUUCGGAGCUGCUCUCCUUGAUAAGGAGGUUUUGACUUUAACACUGGGCUUAAAGGACGAUCUGGUGGAUCUAGCCCAGGUGGCUCUCGAGCGCGGUUUUCCUGCAGUGGUGAGCCCUUUUGGUAGAAGGAGGCUUCCUUUUCCCAGUAAUGUCUUUGAUGCGAUACAUUGCGGGGGUUGCGGCAUACCUUGGCAUUCCAGUGGGGGUAGGCUUCUUAUAGAGAUGAAUCGAAUACUAAGGCCAGGGGGAUACUUUUUUCUGUCAACUAAGCACGACAGUAUUGAAGAGGAAGAAGGCUUGACAAAAUUGAUGGCAUCUAUUUGUUGGAAUGUUCUGGCUCAUAAAAGUGAUGAUGUCGGUGAAGUUGGUGUUAGAAUAUAUCAGAAGCCUGAAGCAAAUGACAUAUACGAAUUAAGGAGGAAGAAGAUCCCCCCACUUUGCAAAGAAAAUGAAAAUCCUGAUGCAGCUUGGUAUGUUCGAAUGAAGUCUUGUCUGCACUCAGUUCCGUCUGGGAUUGAACAACAUGGGGCAGAGUGGCCUGAGGAAUGGCCCAAGAGGCUUGAAUCUUAUCCUGACUGGAUGAACAAUAAAGAGAAACUGGUCGCAGACACCAACCACUGGAAAGCUGUAGUUAACAAGUCAUAUCUCAAUGGCAUGGGCAUUGACUGGUCGAGUAUCAGGAAUGUAAUGGACACGAAAGCCGUCUAUGGAGGAUUUGCCGCAGCUCUCUCUCAACAGGAGGUGUGGGUAAUGAAUGUAGUCCCUGUUCACGCACCAGAUACACUUCCGAUCAUCUUUGAACGUGGCUUUGUCGGCAUCUAUCAUGAUUGGUGCGAGUCAUUUGGCACUUAUCCAAGGACAUAUGAUCUUUUGCACGCUGAUCACUUGUUCUCACGCCUCAAGAACAGGUGUAAGCAGCCAGUAUCCAUUAUUGUUGAGAUGGACCGUAUAUUACGGCCUGGAGGUUGGAUGAUCAUGCGUGACAAAGUUGAAAUUCUAAAUCCAAUAGAGGAUAUAUUAAGAAGCCUUCAGUGGAAGAUCGUCAUGACUUUCGCUCAAGACAAGGAAGGUAUCAUAUGUGCCCAGAAAUCUUCGUGGAGGCCUUGAAUCUCUCUUCGUUUCUCCUUACAGUCAUACCAGAGCAACAGCAAAUGCAAUUUUAUGAUAUUGACGGCUUUUUGGUCCUUCACAUUGUGUGAAAAUUUUGACUUAUUUUCUUUUUAAUUCUUCCUUUUGGCUGUUAUUUUAUUUCCAGCCAGCAAUGUAUAUUAGAUGAGGACGAACAACUUUCUUUAUCGAGUCUCAAAGUCACGAGCGACUUUUUUACUAAAAA
Molecule: messenger RNA, 2909 nt
Organism: Neltuma alba
Lineage: Eukaryota; Viridiplantae; Streptophyta; Magnoliopsida; Fabales; Fabaceae
Product: probable methyltransferase PMT28
Exons: 8
Coding region: 515-2683 (722 amino acids)
Cellular component (GO): trans-Golgi network; cytoplasm; endosome
Molecular function (GO): methyltransferase activity
Source: RefSeq, a predicted model, not a curated record